This is a messenger RNA of Anopheles stephensi (Asian malaria mosquito), 785 nucleotides long. RefSeq lists its product as uncharacterized. The transcript has a single exon. The record is from RefSeq and is a predicted model, not a curated record. The coding region runs from base 214 to 600 and encodes 128 amino acids. NCBI's taxonomy places the organism in Eukaryota, Metazoa, Arthropoda, Insecta, Diptera, Culicidae.
CCGUCGUGGCACUGGAGUGCGUUAUCAAAUACGCAGCUGUUGCAUUGGGAAAAACCCGCGUUACCGUAGUGUAGCACUUAUCCGCUCACAAAUACAGCGGCCCGUUUUUUAAACAGGUUUUACAUCUUCUCGCCAAGAAAACGGGGCGAUAGUUUCUCACGUGUGAAACAAUCUUCCGCGGGCCAGUCCGUUAAAACAACUGCGUUUGUCAACAUGUACGCUCAACUUUUGCCGGUGCUGCUGGUCGCUUGUGUGCUGCUCGGAAGCGUGGCUUCCGCACCCCCGUCCACGGCAGACAUCAUAUUUCCGGUGGUGGACGAUCUAGCCAUUGGCGAUCCGUGUACGAUCGAACCAUCGCCCGAUCCGACCGGCAUUCAGUUCGCCAGGGAAGGAAUCUGUCAGCGGGUGCGUGACUGCCCAACGUUUAUUCCACGCAUCAUACGGGAACCGUUCGACAUUCGGCGCGAUGUUUGCUACUUUGAGGUGCACGAUCCGGUGGUUUGCUGUGUGGAAUUACCCGUGUCCGCCGAACUGGUGCCGCUGAACAGCAACAAACGCCUGUCCUUGGAUGAUCUAGACGAUACUAAUCUAAUUCAUUAGUGUACUGUUGGAGCUCACAGGGUGGUCCUACCCAGGGAGGGUUGAUAUUAGGACAGCACGACUGCAUUAAAGCACAUUUUGCUCGGGUUUAGUCAUUAGUCAAAUGUAUAGCUCGUAAAAAGUUAUUUACAGGAAAACGCCCGCUAGGAAAUAAAGUUUAAAUACUUGUUUAAUAUUUUUAAAAA